CUAAUGGCCGACAUUGAUGCCAUGUUUCACCAAGUUUAUGUCUCUGAAAAACAUGUCAACUUUCUCCGUUUCCUGUGGUGGCAUCAUGGUGACACUUCAAAACCUGCACAGGAGUUCAGGAUGUUGGUUCAUUUAUUUGGAGCAGUGUCUUCACCCAGCUGUGCAAAUUAUGCUCUGCAAAGAACUGCUGAUGAUAACACACAACAGUUUCCAGCUGAAGUGGUUGAUACAAUCAAAAAUAACUUUUAUGUGGAUGACUGUUUAAAAUCUGUUCCCACAGAAGAAGAUGCAGUGCAGAUGGUGAAGAGGCUGACAGAGCUCUGCUCUAAAGGAGGAUUCAUGCUUUCAAAAUGGGUCAGCAACAGUCGCACAGUGCUCAUGUCAAUCCCAGAGGAAAGGAGAGCAAAAGAAAUUAAGAAUCUGGAUUUGGACAAAGAUCAACUUCCAGUUGAGAGAGUACUGGGUUUACAGUGGAGCAUUGAAACAGAUGAGUUCAAGUUCAGAACGUCUGUACAGGACCGCCCACACACCAGAAGGGGCAUUUUGUCUGUGGUCAGCUCACUGUAUGAUCCUUUGGGAAUCCUGGCUCCCUUCAGUAUGCCAGCUAAACUGUUGCUACAAGAACUUUGUCGACAAAAUUUGAAGUGGGAUGAAGUUAUUCCCCACUCCAUUUCUAGGAAGUGGCUUGAUUGGCUGAAGGAUCUCCAGCUGAUAUCCAGUUUUAAAGUGGACCGUUGCAUCAAACCAAGCUGCAUCAGAAAACCAGAUAAAGCACAACUUCAUCAUUUCUCUGAUGCAAGUCAAGAUGGCUAUGGAACAGUGUCAUAUUUAAAACUGGAAAAGAAUAACAUCUCACAUGUUACUUUCAUUUUAGGAAAAGCAAGAGUUGCUCCUAUGAAGCAAACGACAAUCCCCAGGUUGGAAUUGGCAGCUGCUGUUCUGGCUGUCCGAGUGAAUAAAUUGCUGCAAAAAGAGCUGCAAAUACAGUUGGAAAAACCUGUUUUCUGGACUGAUAGUACAACUGUACUAAAGUACAUCUCCAGUGAAACCAGAAGAUUUCACACCUUUGUUGCAAACAGGAUCUCUGUCAUCCGAGAGGCAACAGAUGUGAAUCAGUGGAGAUAUGUUUCCUCCAAGGAGAAUCCUGCAGAUGAUGCAUCCAGAGGCAUGAAAGCUGAGGAGUUCCUCAAAUGCAGGAGAUGGAUAAAUGGGCCUGAAUUUCUCCACAGAUCAGAAGAGGAAUGGCCUAAACUGGAGGUGGAUCACCAUGUAAUUCCUGCAGAUGACCCAGAGGUCAAAAGGGACCUAACAACGUAACAGAGGAAAGUUUAUUGAACAAAAGAUGGCAGAUCUGCCAGAAGAAAGGGUUCUGCCAGCCACCGCUCCUUUCACAAAUGUUGGAGUGGAUUAUUUUGGUCCUAUAAGUGUUAAAAGAGGACGAAGUCUCCUGAAAAGGUAUGGAGUUCUGUUCACUUGUUUCACCAGCCGUGCAGUACAUCUGGAAAUUGCAUACACCCUCGAUACAGAUUCCUGUAUAAAUGCAGUUCGCAGGUUCAUCUGUAGAAGAGGCCCAGC
Molecule: messenger RNA, 1575 nt
Organism: Xiphophorus hellerii (green swordtail)
Lineage: Eukaryota; Metazoa; Chordata; Actinopteri; Cyprinodontiformes; Poeciliidae
Exons: 2
Coding region: 4-1317 (437 amino acids)
Source: RefSeq, a predicted model, not a curated record